AGCUGACCUUGCAAGGGGGAGGGUCUCAGGAGUGGUCUAGAAUCUACAAGCAACCAUGCUUUCUCUCCUUCAUAGGACUGUGUGUGCAAGAUCUGCAAGCUCCAGGAGACUGCUAGAGCUCAGUAGGAGGCUCAGUGAUGACUCUGCACCUACCAAACUGAGGGUCUACACCAGAACAGGGGAUAAAGGUGUCACCAGUACCUUCUCCGGACAGCGGCUUCCCAAGACAGACGUGAUUUUCGAGGCACUGGGAGCAAACGAUGAGCUCAGCUCUUACGUCGGGCUGGCUCGAGAGUAUUGUCUGGAUUUGGAGGAGACAGUUGACCUCACUUUUGGUUCCCCAGCUGCCCCUCUGACGGAGAUUCUACAGGAGAUUCAAAGUUUGUUACAAGAUGUUGGAUCUCACAUGGCUACUCCAAGAGAUAAAGCAACUCCGAAAAAGAGAGCUCUGACAGACUUCAGUGAGAGUCAUGUGACCAAGUUAGAGACGUUGAUCAAUGCAAUGGACGAUCAUCUUCCUGAACUCAAGAACUUUAUUUUACCUUCGGGAGGAAAAAGCAGUGCCCAUCUCCACGUGGCCAGAACUAUCUGUAGACGAGCAGAAAGAAGGGUGGUCCCCCUCUAUGUGUCCGGGCAAGUUGACCAUACAGUGGCUAAAUACUUGAACAGGCUGAGUGAUUUCUUGUUCACUGCUGCAAGGUUCACUGCACAUAGAGAAGGGAAGAACGAAGUUGUGUAUCAGAAAGUGAAAUAACUAUAACCAGUUCUUUUAGUGAUCAUGCAGUAUUUGUUUGUUUUGUGCUUGUAUAAUGUGCUGUUAUGGAAGUGAUAUAAUUAUACUCAGCACAUAAUUUAUGCAAAAAUGAUGGUGUUUCAAUUUG
Halichondria panicea is the source of this 881-nucleotide messenger RNA. Its product is annotated as corrinoid adenosyltransferase MMAB-like. Lineage: Eukaryota; Metazoa; Porifera; Demospongiae; Suberitida; Halichondriidae. Gene Ontology annotation, molecular function: corrinoid adenosyltransferase activity. The coding region runs from base 56 to 754 and encodes 232 amino acids. The transcript is spliced from 8 exons. The record is from RefSeq and is a predicted model, not a curated record.